AUGAAAACGUUUCAAAAAUAUCAACAUCGAUGUCAUCGUGGUUUUGAUUUACGUGUAUGGUUAAACAAUGAAAAGAACUUAACAACAAAUACAUGUCUUUGUCCACCUAGUUCCUAUGAUGAUCAAUGUCAAUAUCAAAAUCAACGAGUGAGUUUAACUAUUCAAUUUCAAACAUUAUCAGAUUCUUGGUCAACAUUAUUUGCUAUUAUUGUUUCGCUUAUCAAUAAUAGUGAAGAAAGAAUAAUUCAUUCAUAUGAACAUUCAUUAAUUUAUCGAGGAAGUUUAUUAUAUCCAAUAAAAUUUCCAUUUUUACCUGUUCAUCGUCUAGCAUAUAUAGUUACUAUUCCACGAAAUAAUGAAAAUAUUCAGAUAUGUUCAAUUUCUCAAUGUAUUCAUGGUAAAUCUAUCAUAUAUUCAAAUAAUCCACAAAAUGAUAUUUUUUGUCAAUGUAAUCCUGGAUGGUCUGGAAGAUAUUGUACUAUUCCUCAUGAUUGUACUUGUUCAUCAGAUUCAAUAUGUAUUGGUGUAUCUGCUCACAACCGAUCUAUAUGUGUUUGUCCUAUUCAUAAAUUUGGUUAUCAAUGUCUUCUUGUCGAUACAAUUUGUCAAUUGAAUAAUAAUUCAACAUGUUUGAAUGGUGGUCAAUGUAUUCCUAUUGAUGAAUAUAUGUCAUGGAAUCAGAAAUUUACAUGUAUUUGUCCAAAAGGUUAUACUGGUGAUCUAUGUGAAAAAGUAGAUAACAAAAUUAUUUUAUCAUUUAAAAAAGAUAUUAUUUCAUCUCCAUCAAUAUUUAUUCAUUUCAUAGAAGUUAUUAGUGAUUCACGACCAUUUCAUCUUGUUUUUAUUGAAGUUUACAAUAAAAUUUAUUAUUUAGCUAUUAUUCAAAAAAAUUAUAGCCAAUCAACAACCAUUGCUCCAACGAUAAAGCCGUCCGAUCGUUGCCAACAUGUAAAUGAAUUAUUUCAUGAAAGUUUUAUUCAAAUGCAUUGUCUUCGUCAUAUUAAAUAUUACCAUUUACCAUGUCAAAGAAAUUCAUCAAAUCUAGCUUGUUUUUAUGAUAAUGUUUCGAUUUGUUUAUGUUAUAAUUAUGGCAAACAACGUUUAGCAAAUUGUUUUGAUUUUAAUCAUGAUAUGAAAUCAGAUUGUUUAGGUCAAAGUGUUUGUGAAAAUGAUGGUUAA
This is a messenger RNA of Rotaria sp. Silwood1, 1179 nucleotides long. Lineage: Eukaryota; Metazoa; Rotifera; Eurotatoria; Philodinida; Philodinidae. The record is from the annotation of a GenBank genome assembly.